AUGUAUGAACGCAAAGAUCUGUCGCGACACAGUUCCAAGUGGUCGUUGUUUUCACCAGUCGUAGAAAAAAUCAAAUAUACUUUUUCUUCGGAUGAUUUUGCAGAGUGUAAACACUGUUGUGAGGAUGCUGUUAAUUAUUCCGAACAAUUUAAAAGGUAUGAAGGAAUUUCUAGAGAUAAUAAUGCAAAAUUUCGUCAGUCUCGUUUCAACGCCAGAAGGAUCAGAAAGAGAGUGGUCUUCAAGCAUGGAGAUUGUAACGUUGUGCAAGGUAACGUUGCAAAGCGACGUAGAAAAUACCUACAGGAUAUCUUCACAACGUUGGUGGACGCACAGUGGCGCUGGACGCUGUUGGUGUUUGCGAUGAACUUCUUUUUGUCUUGGUUGUUGUUCGCUUUAGUGUGGUGGCUUAUAGUAUUUACUCAUGGGGAUCUCAGUGAGGAGCAUUUAAGUGGUAAUGACACAACGUAUAUUCCCUGUGUAACAAAUAUCCGCGGCUUCACGUCGUGUUUCCUAUUCAGUAUUGAAACUCAACAUACCAUUGGGUACGGUGGUAGAACGCCCACGGAAGAAUGUCCGGAAGCCAUCUUUGUCAUGUGCAUACAGAGUAUCACUGGCGUCAUGAUUCAGGCAUUUAUGGUCGGUGUUGUCUUCGCAAAACUUUCCAGACCAAAGAAACGAACACAAACUUUGAUGUUCUCCAGAAAUGCAGUUAUAAAUCAUCGGGACGGAGUGCCCUGUCUCAUGUUUAGGGUAGGAGAUAUGAGAAAGAGUCAUAUCAUAGAGGCUCACGUGAGAGCCCAACUUAUUAAACAUAAGGUUACUAAAGAGGGAGAAAAUUUACCGUUCUUCCAAACAGAACUGAAGGUAAGCAGCAAAGUUGGCGGUGAUGGUGAAGAAGAUAAAAUUUUCUUUAUCUGGCCAACGACGAUUGUUCACAAAAUCGAUUGUCAUUCGCCUCUCUACAAUAUGUCCGCCAAUAAUCUCCUAAGAGAACGAUUUGAGAUAGUAGUUAUACUGGAGGGAGUUAUUGAAUCUACUGGUAUGACCACCCAAGCAAGAUCCAGCUACUUACCAUCGGAAAUAUUAUGGGGUCAUCGGUUCCAGUCUCUCAUCACCUUCAAGAAAGAUUCCGGGGAGUACGAAGUAGACUAUGCUUUGUUCAACAAUACUGUGGAAGUGGAUACCCCUCUUUGCAGUGCCAAAGAACUGGAUGAAAGGAGAGCAAUGUACAAUCACGAUGGAUUAGGUCAAUGCCGUAUGACAGGUCUCUUCCCCACAGCUCGCUCCCAUUCGAGCGAUACCCUCUCCAGCAUGGACUCGUUGUCGAUAGAUGACGGCCAUAUUGAGAUGAAAAUACCGGUGAGCCCCAUACCAGUCACAGUUACAGCCCCGAGGAAGCAGAAGAAAAAACGCCGCUGACAAACGGAUCUGUGCCUAAUGGAACUUUGAAAAAUAAGUCUACUAUUUUACCUGUAUAA
Diabrotica balteata is the source of this 1478-nucleotide messenger RNA. NCBI's taxonomy places the organism in Eukaryota, Metazoa, Arthropoda, Insecta, Coleoptera, Chrysomelidae. The record is from the annotation of a GenBank genome assembly.